Molecule: messenger RNA, 1299 nt
Organism: Punica granatum (pomegranate)
Lineage: Eukaryota; Viridiplantae; Streptophyta; Magnoliopsida; Myrtales; Lythraceae
Source: RefSeq, a predicted model, not a curated record
AUGAAGUAUCCGGAGAAAGAGGUCCCUGAACUUGGUGCGGCAUAUGACCGUAUCCCGGUAUGGAUCUGCCUGACCAUCAUUGCAAUCGUCUUGGUGUCUGCCAAGUUCUCUAGCUUCACCGACUUCGAAGAACGGCAUUGGACGUGGGAAUUAUCCCAACUUUCAAAUAAAGUUACCAAUAUAGCCAGUCAAGUUAAGCAGCUUGUUAUCAAAUGCCAGACACAGAUCGAGGAGAGCAAACUGAACAAGAAGUUUGAGAAAAACAUCAAAUACCCUUACGACAUUGUCCAGCUCCUCAUGACAUUGUUCAAGCCUUUCAAACCGGAAGACCCUUCACUCCUUUCUGGUUCCACAAAGGGAUCGGUCACAUUUGGAUACUUCAGGAGGAAGAACGUGUACCUGUUGAUAUCGAGCUGGAAGAUCCCCGAGACCGACUUGAAGGCGCUCUUGAACAUAUACCAUGACCAUAAAUUCCAACAGAAGCAACCGACAGAGGACGGGAAUAUUAUAAUUGAGGGCACAACUACUCCUCCACCCGAGAAAGCCCACGACAUCUUAUGGGUCCCAGCCUUGGAUUGGCCAUCGUCUCACACCGGGGACGUGGACGAACUGAGGGCGCACAUGCCAUGGAUUGUGGCGAAGAAUGCCUCGGUUGUGCACCAGUUUGCGCUCAGAUACUUCAGGGAGCAUUGGCAUUUCAGCAGAGAGCCGAUACUGGUGUUCCUGAACCAUGCGGGUUGGGUGGAGUGCCUGAAUGCAAUGCUGAUGAUCCACCUGUGGGGCAUAGGCUCGUUCCCUUUCACGGAGCAGGAGAUCCCGUGCCUCCUAGGAAGCAAGACCAAGGCUUGGAUUGAGAUGGUCAUCGUUCCCAUCAUCCCUGAACUGCCUAACUGGAUGAGACAGCAAAAUACGGUAAGCCUGCAGCCGGAGAUCAAGGAGAGGAUCGCAGAUGCAAUCGGAACCUCCUUCACCACGGUUGGCCUAGAUUCGCUGGAGUUGGUCAACCAGUUCCUGGCACGCCUCGAGAGCAGACUGUACGUGAAGAUGCAGACCUUGCCGCUCCUCCACGAUGGAUCUGUCUCCGACCCAAUGGGCGACCCGGAGGUCCAUCAGAUGUUACAGACCUUCACCGCCCAUGGGAGGGGUGGGUUCGCUAUCCUCACCUGGGGAUAUGAGGUCCUCACCGUGGCUCUAUUUACCACGGCCUGGAAGGCGCAAGGGGAGCACGGCAAGUGGCUCCAGACUGUGUCCAAGCAGACCUCGACCGUGCACUCAGACUUCGAAAAAAUCUUCAUCUAG